Crotalus tigris (Tiger rattlesnake) is the source of this 1441-nucleotide messenger RNA. RefSeq names its product CD209 antigen-like protein E. The record is from RefSeq and is a predicted model, not a curated record. The transcript has 6 exons. Bases 215 to 1231 code for a protein of 338 amino acids. Lineage: Eukaryota; Metazoa; Chordata; Lepidosauria; Squamata; Viperidae.
CUGCCCCAGUGCAGCCGCAGGGAGAAAAAUCUGCUUUGGGGAGGGGGAAUGCCUGGGACAACGUGCUUGGCUCGCGGCCAUUGCUUCCCCUCUUCGGGGAGGGGGGAAUUGACAGGUGGGAGGGGCCAGCACCCCAGGGGAGCAAUUGGGCGAAGAGGGGCAUUCUGGGAAAUGGAGUCCCUUGGUUAUAACCCCGCCCAGGAGGGAGGGGCCUAUGAACCUCCCUCUGGACCUCCAAACUGAACUGCCUCUCUUGGUCCCCAGGGAAGCCCCCCCGCCUAACGAAGCUCCCAGGCCCCCUCGGACGGGACAGGCCGCCCCCCCUCUGGAGCUGUGGACCCCCCCCAAGAUAUUUGGGGGGCUUCUGAGGCCUUGCCUGGCCUGUGUGAGGGGCACUGAGGGAGAUCCAAGGGAGGCCCCGGCUGCCAUGUUUAAGACCCCCAAAGUCAGCCCUGGAGAGGAGAUCUCUGGGCGGCCCAGAGGGACCCCCAAACUGGGGGCGUCCCGGGAGUUCUCGCUGGACAGUGACCCCUCCGAGUUGCGCAGCCGUGGCCCCCUGCAGCAGUCAUCCUCCAAGAAGGUGCAAGCUGAGGGGGGCCCUUCUCGGCCCCCCCAUGUUCCCCAGAAUGGUACCAGCUGGCCUUGCUCCGCCAUUGGCCUCCUCUCCAUCUGUGUGAUCCUGCUCCUCUUGGUGACGCUCAUGAAUCUGAAAGUGGCCAUGCUGGAGAAGAGGACAAAGGAAGAGGCAGAUCUGUGGCAGUGGAAGAUGCUCACCUUGACUGAAAUCUUGAAAGACCUACAGAUUGGAAAAGUUCGGAACUGCAGCGUCUGCAAAGUCCAGUGGAUGCAACUAAGCAGCAACUGCUAUUUCUUCCGGAACAGACAACUCAGCUGGCAUUCCAGCCAGACCUUCUGCCAGGAGGAGAACGCGGAUCUGACGAUGGUCACAAACAUGGAGGAGAUGCAUUUCCUGAAGUUUCAUUCCUUUACGCAUUAUUAUCUGGAUCCAAAGACGUAUGAAUAUGACAAAUUCUGGAUUGGUUUGGCCUACGAUAUCGUGCAAAAGAGAUGGCUGUGGUUAGACGGAACUGCCUUCAACCCCAAUCAAUACGGAAUAUUGGGCGAUGACGGCUGCGCCUACAUCCAGAAUGAGAGCCUUCGCUCCCAGCCUUGCCACGAAGUAGCCAAAAGCAUUUGCAAGACAACCGUCCAGUUUGGCUGGAGCAUAUAAUUCAGUUUAUCGGCCAGGCCCACCCCCGUAGCCCAGAUGCUGUUUCCCGACCUGUUGUGUGGCUGCAGUAGGGUGACACUAUCUGCCUUCCUUUUCUUUGUCUGGAAUUGUGUAGGGUUUCCUGCCUGAGUAGGAGGUUGAACUAGAAGGCCUUCAAAGUCCCUUCCGACUCUGUUAUUCCGUCGUUAUUCUGCUAUCAUUCUGUUGUUA